Mobula hypostoma (lesser devil ray) is the source of this 1420-nucleotide messenger RNA. RefSeq names its product N-terminal glutamine amidase 1 (gene ntaq1). The record is from RefSeq and is a predicted model, not a curated record. Gene Ontology annotation, cellular component: nucleus; cytosol. The coding region runs from base 399 to 971 and encodes 190 amino acids. The transcript is spliced from 7 exons. Gene Ontology annotation, molecular function: protein-N-terminal glutamine amidohydrolase activity; protein-N-terminal asparagine amidohydrolase activity. NCBI's taxonomy places the organism in Eukaryota, Metazoa, Chordata, Chondrichthyes, Myliobatiformes, Myliobatidae.
UGUCGAUGUGCAGCUGCUUUCCCCCUCCAUUGUCAUUCGGGCUGCAUUGCUGGCUCGACCCAUGGUUCCGGCUGGAAUCAUUCUGGUUCCCGGUCUGAGUCACGGUGAAGGGGCUCCGAGCACAAAAUAAAUCAGAGUCGGUGUGAAGAGUUUCGUUUUCCCGGAGGUGCUAUGAGUUUACCAAACCCCGCCGGGCUGGACCCAGGCGAUACGUGCCAAAUGCCAGCUAUUUUAAAGGAGGAUUGUGUGUACACCGGCUGUUACUGGUGAUGACAAAUUGGCGCAUAGGAGGGAGAUUGGAAAUCUGCUUGAGUGAUGCCAAAACAACAACCUCUCGCUCAACAUCAGCAAAACCAAAGAGCUAAUAAUCCACUCCAAGAGGAAGAAACCAGAGGUCCAUGAGCCAGUCCUCGUUAGAAGAUCACAGGUGGAGAGGUGAAGAAAAUGUAUGGAAGCUGUGUGAAAAUAUAAAGAACAAAAGGCAGCAUUCUUUGGAAGAAUGGUAUGCUAUCUUCAUUUCAAAUGAUCAAAAGAUGGUGCCUAUAUGGAGGCAGAGAUCUUGCCAUGAAGAUCAGCCUGUAAUCUGGGAUUACCAUGUCAUCCUGCUCCACGAUUGUGGAGGACAACACUGUGAGGUCUAUGAUUUGGAUUCAACACUACCGUUUCCUUGUUCUUUUGAUAUUUAUGUGAAAGAAGCCUUUCGAUCUGAAGAGCUCAUCAGACCAGUUUUUAGACGGAAAAUGAGAGUAAUCAGAGCAGAUCUGUACCUAAAGACAUUUGCUUCGGAUCGAUCACAUAUGAAAGAUGCUCACGGAAUGUGGCGCAUGGCUCCUCCACCAUAUCCAUGUAUUCAGACUGCGGAGGCAAAAAUGAACUUGGAUGACUUCAUCAGUAUGAAUCUUGCUGUCGGAUGGGGCGAUGUUUAUACCUUCACAGAAUUUGUCCAACAGUUUGGAAGUACAAAGCAAUGAUAUUUGGAAUAACAAAAAAAAAUCAGUAGUCCAGUCUUAGCCCUUGGUCUGCAAGAUUUGAAGGAAAUGUAAUAAGAGAGCUUUAAUUAAUUGGCAGGAAGUAUUUUGGGUACUGAACAAAAAUAGGCAUUUAAAAAAAUGUCUGAGGCAGUAGGAAUACAGCAGUUUAUAAAAAUCUAAUUCAAGCGAUAGCCAUUGGAAAUGUGAUUUGCAAAGAGGCCCUCAAAUUGUAAAUAUUCCUGAAUGAACUCUAAGCAUUAUAUGAAGACGUGGUGAUAAACUGGUUCCUACAUUCAUUUACUAUACCUUUGCACAUUGAACUGAGUACUGACUGUUCCUUAGUGCAAUGGUAUCACAAGGAAAGGACCAAUUCUAUCUGUUCUGUAUGGAAACCUCAAGUCUCGUUAUUGCACAGUGUAAAAUAACUCAAUAAAAUGUCACCUUUUAAC